AUGAAACGAAGAUUGCGAAACAGGGAGGAAUACCACAUCAAAACUAACAGACAGAUUGGUUGUGUCGUGCUGCUGUGUGCGGACCCCGGCACCGUCAGGGAGAUCCUGCUCGCCGCCGAGGAGCUCAACAUGGUGGGCAGCGGCGAGUACGUCUUCUUCAACGUCGAGCUCUUCAACAGCAGCGAUGACGUGACGCAGCCGUGGCUGGUGCCCGGGGAACCCCCGGAGCGCAACGAGCGAGCGCGCCGCGCCUACGAGGCUCUGCUGACGGUGACGGCGGCGACGCCACACAGCGAUGCCUACCGCAGCUUCUCGCAGCAGGUGAAGGAGGUGGCGCGCGCCGACUACAACUACACCUUCGGCUCCGAGACCAUCUCGACGUUCGUAACGGCUUUCUACGACGCCGUGCUGCUGUAUGCCAUCGCCCUCAACGAGACUCUCUUCUACGGCGGUUCUGAGAUGGAUGGACAGGCCGUCGUCCGAAGGAUGUGGAACAGGACCUUCGCAGGAAUCGCAGGCAACGUGUCUAUUGAUGAGAACGGAGACCGCAUCACAGAAUAUGUGCUGAAAGAUUUGAAUCCCGUCACACAGCAGUUCGAGGUGAUUGCCAACUUUUAUGGCCACAGGGGUGUACUGCACCACAUCCGGCACAGAAGCAUACACUGGCCAGGUGGGCGAACGGAACCACCGCUGGACACCCCUCAGUGUGCGUACGAUGGAUCACUGUGUCCGGAUCUGUCCCUGCCGGACUACGCUGUGCUCAGCAUCAUCCUAAGCUCAGCAGUCAUCAUCCUAGCCGUGGCUUCCGUCAUCACGUACAGGCGCUACCGGCUGGAGGCGGAGAUCGCGUCCAUGACGUGGCGCGUCCAGUGGCACGACCUGCUGCUGCUGUCCCACGGCCGCACGCGGGGUAGCCUCACCAGCUUCGGGAAGCGGCGCGGCAGCCAGGCGACAAUCUCGGAUGAUGAUUUCAGCAUAGGUGAUGGAAACAAGCAGAUGUACGUACAGACAGCUAUCUAUAGGGGCUCGAAAGUUGCUCUUAAAGAAAUAAACAAAAAGGUGGAACUAAACAGAGCUCUCCUCCUCGAAUUAAAGAGGAUGAAGGACCUGCACCACGACCACCUGGUGCGCUUCCUGGGCGCCUGCGUGGACCCGCCCAACUGCUACCUGCUGACCGAGUACUGCCCCAAGGGCAGCCUGCAGGACAUCCUGGAGAACGAGCAGAUACAGCUCGACUGGAUGUUCCGCUACAGCCUCAUGCACGACAUCGUCAAGGGCAUGAGCUACCUGCACGCGAGCGACAUCCGCUCGCACGGCAACCUCAAGUCGUCCAACUGCGUGGUGGACAGCCGCUUCGUGCUCAAGAUCACCGACUUCGGCCUCCACUGCCUGCGCGGAGGCGUCGGCGACGAGUCGGAUGACCAGGACUCGUACGCCUACUGGAGGCGACUCCUGUGGACGGCUCCAGAGCUGCUUAGGAUGCCGCAGCGGCCGCCGGAGGGCUCCCAGAAGGGAGACGUGUACAGCUUCGCCAUCAUCGUCCACGAAAUAAUUACCCGGCAGGGACCAUUCUUCGUCGCCGACAAACAUUAUACCCCAAGGGAGAUCGUGCAGCGCGUACGCGCGGGAGACCGUCCGAGCUUCCGUCCGUCGCUGGAAGGCGGCGCUGGCGUCGGUGCUGGUGGCGCGGACGGCGGCGGGCAGGCGCAACUGCAGCUGCAGCGGCUGCUCCGCCAGUGCUGGGCCGAGGAGCCGCAGGAGCGGCCCGACUUCAGCUCGCUCAAGGGCGCCAUCCGCAGGCUCAACAAGGAGAACGAGAGCGGCAACAUCCUGGACAACCUGCUGUCACGCAUGGAGCAGUACGCCAACAACCUGGAGGCUCUGGUGGAGGAGCGGACGUCCGACUACCUGGAGGAGAAGCGAAAGUGCGAGGAACUGCUGUACCAGCUGUUGCCCAAGUCGGUGGCGAGCCAGCUGAUAAUGGGUCAGGCUGUGAUAGCGGAGACGUACGACAGCGUCACCAUCUACUUCAGCGACAUCGUCGGCUUCACCGCACUCUCAGCCGAGAGCACGCCAAUGCAGGUGGUGGAUUUGCUGAACGAUCUCUACAGCUGUUUCGAUUCAAUCAUUGAAAAUUUCGACGUAUACAAGGUGGAGACCAUCGGCGACGCGUACAUGGUGGUGUCGGGGCUGCCGGUGCGGAACGGUACGCUGCACGCCCGCGAGGUGGCUCGCAUGGCGCUGGCGCUGCUGCAGGCCGUGCGGGGAUUCACCAUCCGCCACCGGCCGCACGACCAGCUCAAGCUGCGCAUCGGCAUCCACACAGGUCCCUGCGUGGCGGGCGUGGUGGGCCACAAGAUGCCCCGCUACUGCCUCUUCGGGGACACCGUCAACACCGCCUCCCGCAUGGAAUCCAACGGCCUGCCUCUGAAAAUACACGUUAGUUCUGACACGAAGAAGCUGCUGGACACAUUUGGAUUCUUCCAUUUGGAAGAACGAGGAGAAAUAGAACUCAAGGGCAAGGGCGUAAUGAGGACCUUCUGGCUGCUCGACGAAGUGCCGGCGGCAGCGAACGGGCCCAUUAAGCGCAUCCAGUCUGGCAGCUUCAAGACGAGGGGUGAGCGGCUCUGA
Schistocerca serialis cubense is the source of this 2631-nucleotide messenger RNA. Its product is annotated as atrial natriuretic peptide receptor 1-like. Lineage: Eukaryota; Metazoa; Arthropoda; Insecta; Orthoptera; Acrididae. Gene Ontology annotation, biological process: receptor guanylyl cyclase signaling pathway; cGMP biosynthetic process; protein phosphorylation. Gene Ontology annotation, cellular component: membrane. The record is from RefSeq and is a predicted model, not a curated record. Gene Ontology annotation, molecular function: protein kinase activity; peptide receptor activity; ATP binding. The coding region runs from base 1 to 2631 and encodes 876 amino acids. The transcript has 22 exons.